Molecule: messenger RNA, 3858 nt
Organism: Aricia agestis (brown argus)
Lineage: Eukaryota; Metazoa; Arthropoda; Insecta; Lepidoptera; Lycaenidae
Gene: thw
Product: mucin-5AC
Exons: 5
Coding region: 27-3782 (1251 amino acids)
Cellular component (GO): extracellular region
Molecular function (GO): chitin binding
Source: RefSeq, a predicted model, not a curated record
UGCGGUGGAGGGGAAGUGAACACACGAUGUCAACUCACAUACUACUGGCUUUAUUUAUACUGGGUUUGCUACAAACUGGCGACUGUCAUAGGCGACCGGCUCAUCGGAGGAAGGACACGACGGAGGGUCUGUACAUCCCGCAGCCGACGGCGGAGUCCCUGGAGCGGUUCGCGCAGGCGACCGGCGCCGCGGGCUUCGAGGACUACACCGAGGGCAAAGCCCUGGUCAAGAGACUCAUACCGGACCAGCCUAAUGUCGAUGUGGUGGAGCAUCAAGGCGUGAUCGGCAAAGCAGGCAUCGACUUCCCGGCGCUACCGAGCAUACCUCCCACGGGAUUCAACUGCAAGGACGUGCCCACAGGAUACUACGCUGAUCUGGAGACCGCUUGCCAGGUGUUCCACAUUUGCGACACGUCCAGAAAGAUCUCGUUCCUGUGCCCCAACGGCACCAUCUUCAGCCAGUCCCAUCUCAUAUGUGACUGGUGGUUCAAGGUGGACUGCGCAGCCGCACCGGCGUUAUACGAGUCCAGCGUGGAAUACUACUCCAACGAGCAGAGGAAAUCGCAGAAAGUCAGCCACUCCCUCACGAGGAACCCAGACCUCCAGCAGAUCGGUGACCCAGAUGAAAGAGCGGAAUCCAGAAGAGCAACCGUCAACGUGCCCAGCACGACCGAAAGGCUCCUGCGGCACAAGCAGAAGCUGCAAGCAGACGGACCGCAACCAGCAAGAGCAACCGCAAGAAGUUACCAGGCUCUCUUCGAUGUCAACCCAACCCAGCGAGCACAAGCGACGACCGCCUUCGAAAAGAGACGACGAAACUUGGUGCAGCUCAUAUCUACCAACUUCGGAAACACUCCAAGCAGAACAACGCUUCCGACCUACGAUUUUACUACUCCAAAAGCUGUAUCACAAAAUAUAGAUUACAACGGUCCAAAAGAAAUGCAAGUGGUCGCGGAGAGCGCCUCGUUCGUCAACAAUCAGAAUAGACAAUUCCUGCAGCAGUACAGCACGAAAAAUCUAAGACCCUACGCUGUAUACACACCUAAUUCUAAGGUCCCUAAACCUAAAAGUACCCUAAUACCCUUGUAUGACAUAACAGCUCAGCCGAUCAACCAAUAUGUAGAGGAAGCGUCAACUAAGAGGCAAACUCUGGUGCCCUAUACCAAAAGCUACGCUAGUGAAAAGCGAGAGCCCUACACGAGACCGGGAGUUUCUCUACUAAGGGAUUUCCUUGAACGCGAGAAGAAUAAAACUACAUUCGCCACUACAGAAAAGACUCCCGAAGUGACCGCCCGAAGUGAUAAGUUCAAUAGAGAAGGCAGAGUACUUAUUGAAACGAAAAACAGUUUUGAGUCGGUCACAAAAAUUCCCCAGACGACGAGAAAUUUCGAUAUCACUGAUGUCAGUGCAACCAACACCAUAAAUACAUAUGCAACCACAACUCCUACAGAACAAACUACGGCUACACCGUCCUAUCAAGAACGGAGAGAAAGAUUGAUACAAAAAAUGGACUUCGAAAUUUUUGGAUCUACGGAGCCGACUCCACAGAAAGCCUACACGGAGAAGUUUUACGGUAACCAACCCAAUAGACCCGGGCUUAUCGUGCCUCCUGCUUUAACACCCAAAACACUGCACUCUUUUGCUAUAUAUUACGCUACCGCUUUAGAUAAUUUGUCAACUUCUUCUCCAGCAGAUGAUAACGCCGCAACAACGCAAGCUAUAGAUGAAUAUGAACCUUUGGAUGAUAAACUGCCUGGUCUGUUUAGUCGUAAAACUAUUAAUAAGUACAGCAAUCUAUUCGGACAAGGCAUAAGCGGGCAGCUUCAAGAAGAAAUGAAAAUGGACCCCAAUGAAACCUAUAACGAAAUUUUGGAAGACCUGUCGCUACAAAUGAGCCAAACUCCUUUAGCCUCAUCGCCACAAAUUAGAGAGCUAGCGCAAGUUUUCACACACGCCCUUUCGGCAUAUCUACAAGAUCCAGUGAAGUUUAGAAAAGUUCUCUCAGACAUAAGACCAACGCAUCCGUCGUUCCCUGAUAUGCCCCUUACAACUGAAGAAAUAAAUACGGAACCGACAACAACCGUCAAUGAAGAUGACCAUGAAAUACUAGGCUUUUCUGAUGAUAACAAAGAAAGGUACCCAGAAACGUUUAGAGGAGGUAAAGCGCUCAAUUUUGCGUCAUCAGAUUACACGAUCAAGGAAGAAACUGUAACUACUGCCAAACCCACCACGACCGAUAGCUCGGCAUUAAGUACGACAACAAGUCCUAAAAAUCCUUUCAGAUGCUGUGGGAGAAUAUCAGCUUCAUACACUACGGCCCAGCCCACUACCAACCUUUUUGCAAACUUACCAUCAAAUAAAUUCGAUGGUAUAAAAUCUGAAAAUUUGAAUGUAGAAACAACAACAAAACCCGUGGAUGAUUAUUCUGAAGUAACUAACUCACCAUCUUCGUGGGAUGGAGACAAAUUAGAUUCCACUUUUUCACCCAUCACGAACUCACACCAAAUGUUUGAAAGUAAAAAAAUUAAACUCCUGCCAGACACGACGCCCAUCCCAUUCCCCGAAAACGAUAGCAUCGAACUUGAAAACGAGGAAGAACUGCAGAGAGCACAUAGCCAAUCAUUCGUUUUACCACAAUCGAAUAAUUUAAGACAAGGAAAACAAUUGAAAAUAGAAGAUAAAACAUUGAGAAAGCCUUCGGGAGAUUUAGAAGCGCCCAAACCACCUUCAGUAGAAAUAACCACGACACAAGCUAGUCCUGUGACGUCAACUACCAUUAGAGAAAAUAUCGAAGCAUCGACAACUGUAGCUCCCAUAGUCAGUAGUAUAUUUACCUCACCAGAUAGCGACAAACCCUUCAAUGAAUUCCAAUGGUCCACACCAUUAGAAAACUGGCAAAGCACAGGUCUCGAUCCUAUUACUCUGAAUGACGGCUUAAGUCCUACAGGUCCUGAAAUAACCUUACCAGAUAUAACACAAAUGAGCGGCUGGGCUAGUACUGGUUCGCCUGCCGAUUUCGUUGUUACCAGUGAUCCUAUCGUUUCCUCCACAGUGAGUGUCGAAGCCACAACAUCUGGUGGCAAUUAUGAGACUCGUUUCGGAAAAUUCCUGAGAGAACAAACGUCGACAGAGCCCGGGCAGGACUUGACGACGAUAACAGACACGGUCGUCGAAAAAGCAAAAGAGAUAAUGGAAGGAAUGAACGCGACGACAACUCAAAAACUAAUGAACGUCAUGAAGAAAACAAAGUCAAAGACUGUGAAGCGACUAAUCCUUCUUUUAGUUCAGACGUGCGACGACGAUCAUAAUAAAACAGCUGAGGCAUCAAAGAAAGCGUUACUAGACGCUCUGAUGGCAGUGUCUCAGAAGGACAUGGAAGAAAUAACGGAGAACGCCAAAGAAGAUAUAACAGAAUCACCGACGACUGUAGAUUUAAAGACCACAGAGUAUUAUCGCCGAAGCGACAGAUUCGAAGGUAGAAGAGGUAAAAGCCUGAACGUGGAGGCGGAUGCUGUGAACUCUCUAUCAUUUACUACCACAACUGAAAAGACUGAGGAACCGGAGACGACUACCAGUUAUAGAACAACGACGCCAAGUCGCAGAGGUAACAAACGGUUCCAAACUAAAACCGAACCAACCACCACAGAGAGAAUACCCACAACCAAUUUCCCGGUUGCUGCAGCCAGAGUAGCGGCGGUUCAGGGUGAGAUCAGAAACCAGUCAGAUGCUAGAGCAUUAGAACUAUUGCGGUCGUUGUACACCAUCGCCGCUAGAUGGGGUUAGUAGGUAGUUCAGUUAUGGUUCGUUUGGAUAUGUGCCUCUAUAUUUUUUGGAUAUAACUCUCGGCCAAUUCUCGUAA